GCCUGCUCGAGGGAGAGGUGUGUGCUCCGGAAGGCCCUGAGGCUGCUUGUUUCUGUAGCUGGAAAACCUUGUGCACCAGUUGAAGAUCAGGAAGAGAACACUGAAUCUCAGGCUAGCAAAGGAGUGCUGCCAAGUUUUCACCAACCAAGCCUGAAAGAAGAAUCUAUUGAAAUUCCUUAUUGGUUUUCAGAAAUGAUGCAUCAGCUUUCUCAAGAUUUGCAAAUUCAAGAAUCUAAAGCUCGAUUGUCUUUUUCAAGUGUACCUUUCUUUUCUGAAACAAGUGUGUCGUUCUUUGCAACUCUUGAGAAUUCAGAAGGUAAACGGGAACCUCAGAAAACUGAAACACCAUCUUUACAGACUCCAUCCUCAGAUAUGCUGCAGGUGGAAGGAAAAGCAAUAGUGAAAGUUAAAUCUCAUGAAGUUCAGAGAGAGCUGCAAGAGGAACACCAUUUACAACAGUCUUCGCCUCUGCUGCCUGCUCAGGCUUCAAAUGUCAAAGGUCAACAUUAUCCAGACAUUCAUCAUCUAUGUACUGCUUUUCCUAGUUUUAUGUUGCCUCCUGAUUUACAAUUGGCUUCUAGAGUCUGUCAUACUUUGGACAGAAGAGGUCACAAUGUGUUAUUUACAGCAGAGGAUCAGGACGAUAAGGAGGAAGAACUGACCUAUUCAAAAUAUAUUUAUUUGAAAGAGCAAGCUGAAAGGAAAAGAAUUUGUUAUGAAGGAGUUCCUAUUUCAGAACAAUUCCAGGAGGAUGGGAUUCAUGUCCUUCCUCCUCAUACCUCAAGAAGUCUAACAGAAUGGCAAAAAAUAGCUGAAUGUUGUCUUAAAAAGCCACAGCUGGAACUGCUAGGAGAGAAAGUUUCCAUUUAUCCAGAAGCUUUAAAAAUGUUUUGGGCUCCUGCUCCACCAAAAUUCUCUGCUCCAAUUUCUUCAAUGAGGGAAAUUUUAUUUCCUAAAUAUGAGAGCAAUGUGAUUGAAGGUGUUGUAUUUGAAGACUUCACUAAUCUUCAGGAAGAUGAAGAGUUAGAACCUGAGGAAGGCGAUCGUUAUUUCUACAGUUAUGAAUUGACAAAAACUGUUCUGAGAAGAUGCCAUUCUUUGCCAGAUUUUUCUGACAGUGAGAAAUCAGAGAUAAGUUUGAUUAAAAGGUCAGUGUCUGCUCCAGAGGGGACUGCUUUCAAAGACGAAACUAUGUUAAAGAUGUCAGCUAAUUUCAAAACCAGCAUGAAAGAGUUGAAGUUUAUGAAGCAACAGAUAGCUGAGCCAGAGGUUGAGACAGAGAUUGGGAAAAGCUCCCCUACCAAGCAUCUAUUGAAUCAAAUCUGUGAUGAUCCUCAAUCAAUGCAGACAAACACACCAAUGGAAAAAAUGCCUACUUCGACUCGACAAGAGGAUAGUGAGAAUGACAUUGUUCUUGCUGAGAGAUCUCAAAAGGCUGGGAUUAAAUACUCUGUUUUCCCAAGAAGAAAGAAAACAAAGAAAUCAAAGAAAAAAAUAGACCCUAGACAAUUAGAAGCUGUGAUUAAGAAAUUAAGUCAACCCCCAAGGAUUCUUAAAAGGUCUGUGUCCCUGGGAAGACUCCCUACUCAUGACAAAUUCAGUAUCAAGGUAUCUUCAGCAGUCAGACAAUAUUGUAGCCCCAGUAUCCCUUGUUUGUUAGAUUUUGAAAAGUUCGCAAAAGUGAGGGGUGGAAUUCCAAAAGAAACUUCUGCUCGCAGAUGGGUCAGUGGAAUAUGGAACUGCUGGUUUGAUGAAACUUUCCCUCCUAGUAGGACUGAUUUUGAGGAGAAGAAUAUUAAGUUACUAGAAGGAACUAAGGUGGACUUACAAGAAGCAGAUCUACAAAUAGGACUGGUUGACUCAGUACGUCCUGUUCUGCUUGAAGAUGCAACAGUUAGUAUUGGAGAUUUAAAAGAAGAAGUAAGACGACUGACAGUGCUAAUAGAAAAGGAAGAGCAACCUUUGGCUUUUCAUUAUUGUAGACGUGGAGCAAUACAAAGAAAGUUAGGCAAGUUAAAGUCAGCUAUGGAUGACUUGGAGAAGGCUAUAAGCUUAGAACCACUACUACUUGAUGCUUACUGGCACAGACAUUUGAUUUACCUCUUUCAAGAUAGAAUGUCCGCUGCUCUGGAUGACCUAAAUUUCAUAAGUAAAUGGAGCAAAAAUAAAGCAGAUACAUACCUGUCAAAGGCUGAAAUUUACAAAAAACUGGGGGAUUAUACAUUGGCAAUCAUCAAUUAUAGUUCAGCAAUACAAUGCAGCCCUGCAGAUGAUGAUAUUUAUUUCAGGAGAGCUGAGCUGUAUUUUGAGGAAAAUAAUUUAUUAUUGGCCAUGGAUGAUUACACCAAAUGUUUUCAGUGUAACUCAAAAAGAACGGAUGCACUUAUGAAACGUGGAAUACAUUUCUUUAACCGUUCAGUUUUGACUACAGCUAUUCAGGAUUUUACUGCUGUGAUCAGGGAAGACCCUAUCAAUGCUCAGGCGAGGCUAUAUCGAGGAAGAGCAUAUGCUAAACAGCGGCAGUAUAGAAAUGCAAUACAAGACUUAGCAGCAGCACUUCAUCUAGACCCUUUCUGUUGGUUAGCAUUCUACUAUAGAGGAUGCAUACUACGACAGAUUGAUCCAAAGAGAGCUGUGCAGGACUUCAGUGUUUCUGUGCUCAUCAAUGACACUCAGGAAAAUUUUUGUUCUUUUCUUCAUCGUGGGAUCAUUUAUUCAGAACAGUGUCAAUGGUCACUUGCAAUCUGUGACUUUGAAAGUGUCCUAGCAUUGGACAGGUCUAUCGUCUUUGCUUACUUAAAUAUUGGUCUGAUACUGCUGUUGUAUCUGGAUCGAUACUAUGAAGCUAUUCGGCAGUUUACUAAGGCCAUUGAAAUUGAUCCUCUCAAUGUUCGAGCCUAUGUAUGUAGAGCUCAAGCAUAUCAUAAGGUUCAUAAUUUACCAAAUGCUGUGAAGGAUAUAAAUCGAGCCAUUCGUCUUUAUCCAAAUAAAUCACAACUAUGCAUAUUAAGGGGACAGUAUUUAAUGGAAAUGAAGAAAUACGAGCUAGCAAGUUUAUGUAUUCACCAAGUCGCAGAAAUGGAUGAAGGAUCCUUCAAGUCUCAGCCUGUUCAGCAAGCACUCAUUCAGUCAUUUUGUCAAAAUCACAAUAAAGCCAUAGAGUCCUUACGUGAAGUUAUUGCAGUUCAGCCUGAGCCUUCAAUGUUUGUUCUCCUAGGAAAAAUACAAAUGAAAGCGAAGAAAACUAAGGAUGCUCUGGAAAGUUUUAAACAAGCUAUAAACCUCCUGAUCACCUCAGCAAGAACCCUACCUAAUACAUUUGAAGCUGCAGAAAUGUAUUAUCUUAUAGGCCUGUGUUAUAUGGAGCAAGUAAAGUUAUUGCAGGCCUGUGAUGCUUUUAGCAUGGCUAUUAAACUACAUUCAAGUUAUCCUGAUGCCUUCUAUCAACGAGGGCUGUGUAGAAUGCAGCUCAGACAAGCUAAGUGCAUCCGAGAUUUCAAUCGAACACUUGCGCUUUGUCCGUCACAUUUCCAGGCAUAUAUGAGUCGUGCUGCUUACUAUGGAGGGAAAGGCAGAUACUCUAAGGCAAUUCUGAAUUGUAAUGAGGCUAUCAAAAUUCAUCCUAACAGUGUGAGAGCUUAUUUUUAUCGAGGAACUUUAAAGUAUCACAAUAAGACAUAUAAAUUUGCAAUUGAAGAUCUUUCCAAAACUAUUGACUUCAACAAAUCCUGCAUUUUGGCAUAUUAUAACAGAGCAGUCUGUUAUCAGCAAAUAAAGGAUUUCAGAAAGGCUUUGAAAGAUUAUGGAAUUCUUCUUCUGCUUGAAUUGAGUAAGGAAAUAAUUUUUAAAGUGUUAAUUAAUCGUGGACUGCUCUACGUGGAACUUGGUGAUUAUGCUAAUGCAUGUGAGGACUUCAAAGCAGCAACAUUGCAUAGUCCAGAUGAUAGCCAGAUCUUUCAAGCUAUUGGAAUCUGCUAUCACAGACUUAAUGAGUUUGAAGAAGCUGUGAGAUCAUUUAACCAGGUUCUCAAAUUAGAUCCCAUUUCUGCGGAUGCCUAUGUUGGAAGAGGAAAUUCGUACAUGGAAAAUGGACGUAAGGCUGAUCAUAAACAAGCACAGAAAGACUUCUUGAAAGCACUUCACUUGAAUCCGAAGUGUGUGAAAGCCAGAAUUUGCUUAGGAUACAACUUGCAGACCCUUGGAAAGUUUCAAAAAGCUUGGAACCAAUUUACAAUUGCUAUUGGCAUUGAUCCAAAAUGCCAUGCUGCAUAUGACGGACGAGCUUCAGUCUGUCUUCAGAUGGGCGAAACUUUUGCUGCACUUCAAGACACAAAUGCUGCAUUAAAGCUCACUACCACUGCUCCACUGCUAACAAAUCGAGGUGUUGUUAAUCAGUUUAUGGGACACCUAUCCUGUGCCAUGAGGGACUACCAACAAGCAAUUUCUGUUGACUCUGACUAUGCCUUAGCCUAUUUCAAUGCAGGAAAUAUCUACUUCCAUAACCGACAGUUUUCACAGGCUUAUUGCUAUUAUUCCAAGGCAUUACAACUUGAUCCAAGGAAUGAAUCUGCUGUUACGAAUCGUGCUAUUACAAAUAUGUUAUUAAAAAAUAUUACAGAAGCAAAAGAAGACUUUGAGAAGGCAGUUUGCCUCUGUCCAUUCUCUGCAGCAGUGUAUUUUAACAGGGCAAAUUUCUAUAAUAUAUUAAAGCAAUAUGAGCUAGCUGAGAAAGACAUUUCAACAGCAUUGUCAAUUCAGCCCAAUGAUGCCUUGAUGUAUAAAUUUAGAGCUGAUAUUCGUGGUAAACUGGGUUUCAUUAAAGAAGCUAUAGAUGACUACAAACAAGCAAUCAACAUUCAAGAACGGAUUAAUUCUAUGUGAAAAGAUGACAGUUCUAAUACUAUGUGGGUUCUGUUUACAGAUUUCUGAGAUUUGCAGUUAAAAAGAUUUUCUUCCCUGUAAGAAAAAUUAAUAAUCUUUCUUUAUUCUCAUAUAUUCUAUACACAUUUUAUUUUCCUAAAUAAUAUAAUUAUGCCAAUUCGAUACAAAACUGCACAGAGUUAUUUAAGAAUAGAGUGCUGCAUUUAAUUUCUAUGCGCGUUAGGUCAUUCUUUAUUUGUUGGGGCCAAGAGAAAAUUGAUUGUGUCAUGUGGAAAAUGAAGGAGAGAGGAGAGGAAUUUAUAAGCAAAAGGCCUCAACCAUUCUGGUUAUAAAAGAUGAAAUCUCCCUAAAUACAAAUGCUUACAGUGAUGGUAGUUGAUCGGUAUAUAUCAUCUGGACCGUCUGGGAAGUAACGGUUCUAAGAUGGCUGCCAAAUGCCUGUGACCGCCAACCAGGUCUCACUUUCAUCCUGACCCUGCUUCUACACCUCUUCACAAGAUUUCCUGUUCCAUCCCACUCAUAUCAUAGAGCAAAACCAUUGUUCAAGGUGUAUUUUUUGCAGUGUGCGGGAACUACUCCAGCAACUGAAAUUUGAGAAGCACAUGCUUUGGUUUGUGAGUAAAAAGAUUAAGUUAUUUGUUUCCUCUUACAUAUAUAUUAUACUUUGUCAGUUUGAUGGGCAGGUGAAAAUGUAUAAAGGAUCGAUCAGUUUUGUGUUUUAAGCUGCAGGAAUGAGCUUGAGGAACAAGUUUUGUUUGACUUUGUAAUGGUAACUCAUCUAAACCUGGAGACUGAAAUGUGAAUGCGUGUGACUAAAAUUAAAAAUAAAAAUCAGUCCUUAUCCAUGUAUUUAAUUAAAACCACCAAAUGUGGCAUAGCUCUAGUUGUAACAUACAGUUGUUACCUUGUUUUUAGCCAAGUCCUCACAUAGUAUGAUAGGAUAGCACAAGGAUGAAGCAAAAUAGAUGUCUUUAUGUCUCAGAAAAGGGAAGAGGAAGGAAUCUUAAGUUCUCAUGCAGAAUGGGAAAAGUCCUGUGGUUUCAGAAGAUGGGAAGAUUUUUACAGGUACAAAUGGCACUUCAGUGCCUAAUCCCAGUGAUAUAGGAAUUAGACGUGUAACCUCUGUUUAGGUGUAGAUGUGAAAUCUUAAAAAUUUUCUUUUUGAAAGGGUAAAAAGGACAAGGUGAGGGGGACCUUCAGAACAAUAAAGCUAACACACACUGAUCUGUGCCUGUAACAGCAUAAUCUUCUGUAUGUGUAAUAAUCCCUAGAUAGCAGAGAGUAAUUUGCAAUAGAAUCAGAAGCAAAUAAUCUAAUUCAUAUGAAAUGAUUA
Struthio camelus australis is the source of this 6214-nucleotide messenger RNA. The record is from RefSeq and is a predicted model, not a curated record. Lineage: Eukaryota; Metazoa; Chordata; Aves; Struthioniformes; Struthionidae.